AUGAACACCACCACAGUCAGCACCGCCGACGACGACCUUACCACCGCCGCCGACGACCUCACUACCACGGCCAACGACGAACUCACCACUAUCAUCACCAGCGACGAUGGAUUUCAGAUUUGGAACCAUCCUUACCUCUUCUCCAUUGCAUCUCCGAUGUAUCGUCGACAUCUCCUUCCACCGGUGAACUAUCGUCUUCAGAUCUCUACAACUUCGGAAAACGAUGAGGAUCUACCAAAACCGCCUCCCUCUAGAUAUGCUUUUUCUCUAAUUCCUCCAGAUCUGCUUUGUUUCCGACCACCUCCAACUAUCUUGUUCAUCUUUGAUCACCAAGGUCCUUCAAAUGUCGCAACGUAUGCUCAGAUCAAUGCAUUUCCCAUUGUCUUCAUCGAUGUUCAUGAUCUCUACCUCUCUUGA
Lactuca virosa is the source of this 417-nucleotide messenger RNA. Lineage: Eukaryota; Viridiplantae; Streptophyta; Magnoliopsida; Asterales; Asteraceae. The record is from the annotation of a GenBank genome assembly.